Molecule: messenger RNA, 12186 nt
Organism: Pyrenophora tritici-repentis Pt-1C-BFP
Lineage: Eukaryota; Fungi; Ascomycota; Dothideomycetes; Pleosporales; Pleosporaceae
Source: RefSeq, a predicted model, not a curated record
AUGCCGGGAGACGACAAAGACAAGGCGACGGUGGCUGUCUUUGUGGAACAGAAAGAGGAAGAGGUUUCCGAUGGAGACGGCUCCUCUGCACGCGUUUUCUUCCCCUCCCAGGUGGACAGCCAGCUCAGCGAGCGGCUGCCUAGCUACAUGGUACCCGGAGUCUACUUUUCAGUCGCGCAGCUUCCCAUGACAACGUCGGGCAAGACGGACCGCAAGCGGCUGCGCGAGAUUGGGGCUACAUUCUCAGCCCAGCAGCUGGCGGAGCUGCGCACGCGCAGCCAGGGACCAAAGCGGCAGCCGUCGACAGACAAGGAGAAGGCAAUGCAGCAGCUGUGGGCGCAGGUGCUCAACAUCGACGCAGACAGCAUCGGGCUGGACGACAGCUUCUUCCGCCUGGGCGGCGACUCGAUCGCAGCCAUGAAGCUGGUGGCCGAGGCACGCAAGCAGAAUGUUCACCUUACCGUCGCAGCCACUUUCCAGCAUCCCAGGCUCGUCGAUUUGGCCGCUUGGGCUGGCGGAGUAGAUCCAGCUGUGGCGCAGAGCAUUGUGCCCUUCUCCCUUCUGAACAUCAACUCCGACGUCGACACAGCACGUAUCCAGGAGGAAGUCGCUGCUGGCUGCAACAUAGACAAGGACCUGGUGGAAGACAUCUACCCGUGCUCGCCGCUUCAGGAGGGCCUGAUGUCGCUCACGUCAAAGCGGGCGGGUGACUAUAUUAUGCAGAGUGUACUAGAGCUGUCAGUCAGCAUGGAUGAAAGCGCUCUACGGGCGGCGUGGGAGCAGGUUGUGAAGCAAUCGAUGAUGCUACGCACGCGCAUCGUGCAGCACAGCAGGUUGGGCCUUCUGCAGGUGGUGGUAGCAGGCGAUAUACAGUGGAUGGAAGCAGACCAUCUGGGAACGUACCUGGCAGAGGACAAAGCGGCGUCUAUGCAGCCGGGCGACUGUCUGGCACGCUACGCUUUUGUCAAGGAGAGAGACGGUGGAAGGCGCUGGUUUGUGUGGACAAUGCACCACGCUCUCUACGACGGCUGGUCUCUGCCUCGCAUCCUGGGCGCUGUAGAGAAAGCAUACAAUGGUGGUGUUCUUGAAGAGCGGCCAGGCUUUAACGCUUUCGUCCAGUACCUUAGUCAGCAAGAUCAGGAGGCCACUACCAACUACUGGCAGACUACACUCGCCGGCUGCGAGGCGACAAUGUUCCCGCCACUUCCCCCAUCAAUACAUCAGCCAGUGGCAAAUGCAAUGUUAGAGCACCAAUGCCCGCCGCUCCCCAGGACAAUGGCAUCCGAUACCACUACAUCAACGCUGAUCCGCGCGGCGUGGGCUAUUGUUGCGGGUAACUACACCAGCUCAGACGACGUCGUCUUUGGCGCCACGGUGACGGGCCGCAACGCGCCGGUGGCAGGCAUUGAGGAUAUAGUGGGCCCGGCAAUUGCGACGGUGCCUGUGCGGGUGCGUUUACCAAGAGACUGGACCGUACCAGCCCUCCUUGCUGCUGUGCAACAACAGGCAACCGAGAUGAUCCCAUACGAGCAGACAGGAUUGCAGCGGAUCGCCAAGAUGGGAGCGGAUGCGCAGCACGCCUGUGGCUUCCAGACGCUGCUGAUAGUGCAGCCAGCUGAUGACGGUCUAGAGAGCGACAAGUCACUAGGAAGAUGGCAGACCAAGUCAGAGCUGCAGGACUUCACGACUUACGCACUGAUGGUGCAGUGCACGCUAGCUACGGAGCGAGUGCAGAUCACGGCCAGCUUUGAUCCACAGAUCAUCGAGCAGUGGCAAGUGCAGAGGAUGCUGGGCCAGCUUGGCUUCGUCGCGCAGCAGCUGGCGGAAGCCGGUGGCAAGACGACAGUUGCUGAGAUUGAUACGCUCACUCCCGAGGACAGACAACAGCUGUGGAAGUGGAAUGGAGAGGUUCCUCCGGUGGUGGAGCGGUGCGUGCACGAGCUGUUUGUGGAGCAGGCGCGGGCACGACCUGACGCGGCGGCCAUCUGCGCGUGGGACGGCGAGAUGAAGUACGGCGAGCUGGACGAGCUGUCGUCCAGGCUGGCCGGCUACCUAGUGGGUUUGGGCGUCGGGCCCGAAGCCAUUGUUCCUCUGUGCUUCGAGAAGUCGAUGUGGACGGUGGUGGCCAUGCUGGCAGUGCUCAAGGCUGGCGGCGCCUUCGCUCCCCUGGACCCAGAACACCCAGCAAGUCGGCACGAGGAGAUCUUCCGGCAGACUGGCGCCAGAGUGGUGCUUGCUUCGGCACAGCACUCGACGCUCUGCAGCGGCGGCAACCGCACCGUCGUGGUGGUCAGCGAGGCUGCCAUGCGUGAGCUGCCCAGCGAGGCCAGCGAGGCCAGCACAACCGACAAAAGGACGACAACUCGCACAAAGGCACAGCCAGACAACCCUGCCUAUGUGCUGUUCACGUCUGGGAGCACGGGAAAGCCCAAGGGCGUGGUGAUUGAGCACAGGGCAAUAUUGACCAGCUGCUUGGGUCACGGAAAAGCCUUUAACCUUACAAGCGACUCGCGCUUUCUCCAAUUCUCUUCUUACACGUUCGACGUUAGCAUUAUCGAGAUAUGGACUAUGCUUCUAGUGGGUGGCUGUACUUGCGUCCCAUCAGAAAGCGACAAGAAAGAUGAUCUUUCGAAAGCAAUAAAUGCUCUGGACGCGAAUUGGGCAUUCCUCACGCCUACUGUUGCGAAGCUUCUCGAUCCAGAGCGCAUCCCGGGAUUACAAAAUCUUAUCCUCGGAGCAGAACUUGUAACAGAUCACGACUGGAACAGAUGGAGCCCUUAUGCCCGUCAGAUAACUGCAUAUGGUCCUACUGAGUGUUGCGUUCUUUGCACUUUCUACUCCGGUACUCUUGGCUUUUACACAGGCUUGCUCGGCAAGUCUGUUGCGUCGGUCAGCUGGGUGGUGGACCCCAACGACCACAACAAGCUGGCUCCCCUGGGCGCCGUGGGUGAGCUGCUCGUUGAGGGACCGAUCCUGGCGCGCGGCUACCUGAACGACGCAGAGAAGACGGCGGCCGCGUUCAUCGACGACCCGGCCUGGCUGCUGGAGGGAUGCGACCAGCACGCGGGCCGGCGCGGCCGGCUGUACAAGACCGGCGACCUGGUGCACUACGAUGCAGACGGCAAUCUAGUGUACGUCAACCGCAAAGAUGCGCAGGUCAAGGUACGCGGGCAGCGGGUGGAGCUUGGGGAGAUUGAGCACCACGUGCGCGAGUGCAUGCCGGAAGUAGGACGUAUGGCAGUAGAAGUGAUCAUGCCGGGAGACGACAAAGACAAGGCGACGGUGGCUGUCUUUGUGGAACAGAAAGAGGAAGAGGUUUCCGAUGGAGACGGCUCCUCUGCACGCGUUUUCUUCCCCUCCCAGGUGGACAGCCAGCUCAGCGAGCGGCUGCCUAGCUACAUGGUACCCGGAGUCUACUUUUCAGUCGCGCAGCUUCCCAUGACAACGUCGGGCAAGACAGACCGCAAGCGGCUGCGCGAGAUUGGGGCUACAUUCUCAGCCCAGCAGCUGGCGGAGCUGCGCACGCGCAGCCAGGGACCAAAGCGGCAGCCGUCGACAGACAAGGAGAAGGCAAUGCAGCAGCUGUGGGCGCAGGUGCUCAACAUCGACGCAGACAGCAUCGGGCUGGACGACAGCUUCUUCCGCCUGGGCGGCGACUCGAUCGCAGCCAUGAAGCUGGUGGCCGAGGCACGCAAGCAGAAUGUUCCCCUUACCGUCGCAGCCACUUUCCAGCAUCCCAGGCUCGUCGAUUUGGCCGCUUGGGCUGGCGGAGUAGAUCCAGCUGUGGCGCAGAGCAUUGUGCCCUUCUCCCUUCUGAACAUCAACUCCGACGUCGACACAGCACGUAUCCAGGAGGAAGUCGCUGCUGGCUGCAACAUAGACAAGGACCUGGUGGAAGACAUCUACCCGUGCUCGCCGCUUCAGGAGGGCCUGAUGUCGCUCACGUCAAAGCGGGCGGGUGACUAUAUUAUGCAGAGUGUACUAGAGCUGUCAGUCAGCAUGGAUGAAAGCGCUCUACGGGCGGCGUGGGAGCAGGUUGUGAAGCAAUCGAUGAUGCUACGCACGCGCAUCGUGCAGCACAGCAGGUUGGGCCUUCUGCAGGUGGUGGUAGCAGGCGAUAUACAGUGGAUGGAAGCAGACCAUCUGGGAACGUACCUGGCAGAGGACAAAGCGGCGUCUAUGCAGCCGGGCGACUGUCUGGCACGCUACGCUUUUGUCAAGGAGAGAGACGGUGGAAGGCGCUGGUUUGUGUGGACAAUGCACCACGCUCUCUACGACGGCUGGUCUCUGCCUCGCAUCCUGGGCGCUGUAGAGAAAGCAUACAAUGGUGGUGUUCUUGAAGAGCGGCCAGGCUUUAACGCUUUCGUCCAGUACCUUAGUCAGCAAGAUCAGGAGGCCACUACCAACUACUGGCAGACUACACUCGCCGGCUGCGAGGCGACAAUGUUCCCGCCACUUCCCCCAUCAAUACAUCAGCCAGUGGCAAAUGCAAUGUUAGAGCACCAAUGCCCGCCGCUCCCCAGGACAAUGGCAUCCGAUACCACUACAUCAACGCUGAUCCGCGCGGCGUGGGCUAUUGUUGCGGGUAACUACACCAGCUCAGACGACGUCGUCUUUGGCGCCACGGUGACGGGCCGCAACGCGCCGGUGGCAGGCAUUGAGGAUAUAGUGGGCCCGGCAAUUGCGACGGUGCCUGUGCGGGUGCGUUUACCAAGAGACUGGACCGUACCAGCCCUCCUUGCUGCUGUGCAACAACAGGCAACCGAGAUGAUCCCAUACGAGCAGACAGGAUUGCAGCGGAUCGCCAAGAUGGGAGCGGAUGCGCAGCACGCCUGUGGCUUCCAGACGCUGCUGAUAGUGCAGCCAGCUGAUGACGGUCUAGAGAGCGACAAGUCACUAGGAAGAUGGCAGACCAAGUCAGAGCUGCAGGACUUCACGACUUACGCACUGAUGGUGCAGUGCACGCUAGCUACGGAGCGAGUGCAGAUCACGGCCAGCUUUGAUCCACAGGUCAUCGAGCAGUGGCAAGUGCAGAGGAUGCUGGGCCAGCUUGGCUUCGUCGCGCAGCAGCUGGCGGAAGCCGGUGGCAAGACGACAGUUGCUGAGAUUGAUACGCUCACUCCCGAGGACAGACAACAGCUGUGGAAGUGGAAUGGAGAGGUUCCUCCGGUGGUGGAGCGGUGCGUGCACGAGCUGUUUGUGGAGCAGGCGCGGGCACGACCUGACGCGGCGGCCAUCUGCGCGUGGGACGGCGAGAUGAAGUACGGCGAGCUGGACGAGCUGUCGUCCAGGCUGGCCGGCUACCUAGUGGGUUUGGGCGUCGGGCCCGAAGCCAUUGUUCCUCUGUGCUUCGAGAAGUCGAUGUGGACGGUGGUGGCCAUGCUGGCAGUGCUCAAGGCUGGCGGCGCCUUCGCUCCCCUGGACCCAGAACACCCAGCAAGUCGGCACGAGGAGAUCUUCCGGCAGACUGGCGCCAGAGUGGUGCUUGCUUCGGCACAGCACUCGACGCUCUGCAGCGGCGGCAACCGCACCGUCGUGGUGGUCAGCAAGGCCUCUUUCGAUAGACUGUCAAGCGCAAGCGACAAGGCCAACGUGAUAUCGAAGCCAAGUAGUAUUGCGUACGUCAUGUUCACUUCAGGCAGCACAGGAACACCCAAAGGAGUCGUCCUAGAACACAGAGCAAUUUCAACAAGCUGUCUCACCCAUGGAGAGGCGUUUGGCUUCUCGCCUAGCACUCGAAGCCUUCAGUUUGCUGCCUACACCUUUGACGCGUGCAUCACGGAGAUCAUCACGGCCCUUUUGUUUGGCGCAUGCAUUUGCGUUCCCUCCGAGCUGGACAGACGCAACGACUUGUCGAACAUUUCAAACACCUUGAAAGUAAGUUGGGCAUUGCUUACGCCAACGGUUGCACGAACACUUGACCCCAAAACAAUUCCAUCGCUCAGAACCUUGGUACUUGGGGGUGAGCAGGUGAGCCGCGUUGACUGGGAAAGGUGGAGUCAUCUUGAAAAGCAGAUCAAUACGUAUGGUCCUACAGAAUGCAGCGUUUGGUGCACAUCACACUCUAAUGUUGCUGGUUUCACGUCAGGAACGAUUGGAAAGUUGAUUGCUUCUGUGGGCUGGGUGGUGGACCCCAACGACCACAACAAGCUGGCUCCCCUGGGCGCCGUGGGUGAGCUGCUCGUUGAGGGACCGAUCCUGGCGCGCGGCUACCUGAACGACGCAGAGAAGACGGCGGCCGCGUUCAUCGACGACCCGGCCUGGCUGCUGGAGGGAUGCGACCAGCACGCGGGCCGGCGCGGCCGGCUGUACAAGACCGGCGACCUCGUCUACUACAAUGCAGACGGCAAUCUAGUGUACGUCAACCGCAAAGAUGCGCAGGUCAAGGUACGCGGGCAGCGGGUGGAGCUUGGGGAGAUUGAGCACCACGUGCGCGAGUGCAUGCCGGAAGUAGGACGUAUGGCAGUAGAAGUGAUCAUGCCGGGAGACGACAAAGACAAGGCGACGGUGGCUGUCUUUGUGGAACAGAAAGAGGAAGAGGUUUCCGAUGGAGACGGCUCCUCUGCACGCGUUUUCUUCCCCUCCCAGGUGGACAGCCAGCUCAGCGAGCGGCUGCCUAGCUACAUGGUACCCGGAGUCUACUUUUCAGUCGCGCAGCUUCCCAUGACAACGUCGGGUAAGACAGACCGCAAGCGGCUGCGCGAGAUUGGGGCUACAUUCUCAGCCCAGCAGCUGGCGGAGCUGCGCACGCGCAGCCAGGGACCAAAGCGGCAGCCGUCGACAGACAAGGAGAAGGCAAUGCAGCAGCUGUGGGCGCAGGUGCUCAACAUCGACGCAGACAGCAUCGGGCUGGACGACAGCUUCUUCCGCCUGGGCGGCGACUCGAUCACAGCCAUGCAGGUCUCUUCGACCGCGCGGUCGCUCCAAAUCUCAGUCACUACAGCCGAUAUCCUCGAACAGAAAACCAUUUCCCGUUUGGCUCACCGCAUGUCGCGGAAUCACUUCUCUUCCAAUCUUGUGAUGGAAGACCCAGUGAACAGGCACUUUAGUCUGACGCCGAUUCAGGAGCUAUAUCUCCGGCUCGAGAGCACUGGCAGCGCUUGCUUUGACCAGAGCUUUUUCCUAGAGCUCAGCAGCUUGACAAACCUCGAAUCGCUGCGCGCAGCGUUCAAAACCCUUGUUCGACGGCAUUCCAUGCUCCGAGCUUUGUUCAGCCAGACGGCUGGAGCUCAUUCUUUUGCUAUUGCCUUCUCCGACCGAGCUCCGCCCACCAUCUUUAACGAGAGCCACGGCCGCGAGCCUUGGGAUGCCGGCAUUGAUCUCUCUCGCACUGUGGGAUGGUUCACGAGCAUGCUCCCCAUUCAGGUGCCGAGUCACACCAGAGGCGACCUGCUUGAGGUCAUCCGGCACACCAAAGAUGGCAUGCGCAAGUUCCCUGACAACGGCCGAUCCUAUUUUGCCUCGCGGUUUGCCGAUGCUGACACUUCGGAUGUGUUCGCGUCCAUGUUCCCUGUGGAAGUAAUAUUCAAUUAUCAAGGCGUGUACCAGCAGCUCGAGCGCACAGACUCGCUGUUCAAAACCCUGCCAGCUCCGGACGGAUGUGAGCCAGCAUCGAUGUUAGAGGCCCCGAGGUUCGCUUUGUUCGACGUAUCUGCGGUUGUCGAAAAGGGGCGCAUGCACGUGACUGUUACAAGCGACAGCAAAGCGAAGCGCCAGCAGCAAGUAGCCAACUGGAUCGAGCGCUACGAGAUGGCCCUGGUUGAGAUGGCGACUCUCCUGCAGAAGAAGCAUAAGCAAUGGACGCUGAGCGACCUGCCACUCGCGUUCAAAACCUACGAAGAUCUGGACAGCUUCCAGAACGAUACACUUGCAGAGCUUGGCGUCCAACCUGAAGAGGUCGAGGACGUCUUUCCGUGUCUGCCCAUGCAGGAGGGGAUCCUCAUCAGCCAGAGCAGAGAUCCAGAUGCAUAUCGGGUAUCGUCUAUCUUUGAAGUCAUACCGACGCAGCAAAACCAGGUCAAUUGCACUCGGCUGCAGCAAGCUUGGGAGGCUGUGGAGGAGACGCAUGCUUACUGGGCAAGGUACCUUGAUGGCGUCGAGCCAUGCUUUUUCUCUUCGAUGGCAGAGCCUCAAGAUAGCGACUAUACAAACAGCCUGCCGCAUCAGAACAUCUCUCUCGCGAGCGUGCACAGCAUGCUUGGGCUGGGGGCGAACGCUUUGUUCAACACAAUCCUAUCGCUUCAACGGAUCGAUGACACAAUGGCUGUUAACGAUUCUGAGAUUGAUUUCCGCGGUCAGAGCGGAUCGGAUCCGACUGAGUAUGCUAUUAACAUAGGGGUUGGAUACAAUCGCUCUGUGAUGGAGAUCGAAAUCCAUUAUCAGACCCGCUGCAUUGACGAUGCCCAAGCCGCCAAUCUUGCAGAGAGCUUGAGCCAAGCGAUCUAUGGCAUCAUCACAAAAACGACAUCCACGAUAGGCGACCUGCAGAUCCUCUCAAAGAGACAGCAGCAACAGCUGUGGAAGUGGAAUGGAGAGGUUCCUCCGGUGGUGGAGCGGUGCGUGCACGAGCUGUUUGUGGAGCAGGCGCGGGCACGACCUGACGCGGCGGCCAUCUGCGCGUGGGACGGCGAGAUGAAGUACGGCGAGCUGGACGAGCUGUCGUCCAGGCUGGCCGGCUACCUAGUGGGUUUGGGCGUCGGGCCCGAAGCCAUUGUUCCUCUGUGCUUCGAGAAGUCGAUGUGGACGGUGGUGGCCAUGCUGGCAGUGCUCAAGGCUGGCGGCGCCUUCGCUCCCCUGGACCCAGAACACCCAGCAAGUCGGCACGAGGAGAUCUUCCGGCAGACUGGCGCCAGAGUGGUGCUUGCUUCGGCACAGCACUCGACGCUCUGCAGCGGCGGCAACCGCACCGUCGUGGUGGUCAGCGAGGCUGCCAUGCGUGAGCUGCCCAGCGAGGCCAGCGAGGCCAGCACAACCGACAAAAGGACGACAACUCGCACAAAGGCACAGCCAGACAACCCUGCCUAUGUGCUGUUCACGUCUGGGAGCACGGGAAAGCCCAAGGGCGUGGUGAUUGAGCACAGGGCAAUAUUGACCAGCUGCUUGGGUCACGGAAAAGCCUUUAACCUUACAAGCGACUCGCGCUUUCUCCAAUUCUCUUCUUACACGUUCGACGUUAGCAUUAUCGAGAUAUGGACUACGCUUCUAGUGGGUGGCUGUACUUGCGUCCCAUCAGAAAGCGACAAGAAAGAUGAUCUUUCGAAAGCAAUAAAUGCUCUGGACGCGAAUUGGGCAUACCUCACGUCCACUGUUGCGAAGCUUCUCGAUCCAGAGCGCAUCCCGGGAUUACAAAAUCUUAUCCUCGGAGCAGAACUUGUAACAGAUCACGACUGGAACAGAUGGAGCCCAUAUGCCCUUCAGAUAACUGCAUAUGGUCCUACUGAGUGUUGCGUUCUUUGCAUUUUCUACUCCGGUACUCUUGGCUUUUACACAGGCUUGCUCGGCAAGUCUGUUGCGUCGGUCAGCUGGGUGGUGGACCCCAACGACCACCACAAGCUGGCUCCCCUGGGCGCGGUGGGUGAGCUGCUCGUUGAGGGACCGAUCCUGGCGCGCGGCUACCUGAACGACGCAGAGAAGACGGCGGCCGCGUUCAUCGACGACCCGGCCUGGCUGCUGGAGGGAUGCGACCAGCACGCGGGCCGGCGCGGCCGGCUGUACAAGACCGGCGACCUCGUCUACUACAAUGCAGACGGCAAUCUAGUGUACGUCAACCGCAAAGAUGCGCAGGUCAAGGUACGCGGGCAGCGGGUGGAGCUUGGGGAGAUUGAGCACCACGUGCGCGAGUGCAUGCCGGAAGUAGGACGUAUGGCAGUAGAAGUGAUCAUGCCGGGAGACGACAAAGACAAGGCGACGGUGGCUGUCUUUGUGGAACAGAAAGAGGAAGAGGUUUCCGAUGGAGACGGCUCCUCUGCACGCGUUUUCUUCCCCUCCCAGGUGGACAGCCAGCUCAGCGAGCGGCUGCCUAGCUACAUGGUACCCGGAGUCUACUUUUCAGUCGCGCAGCUUCCCAUGACAACGUCGGGUAAGACAGACCGCAAGCGGCUGCGCGAGAUUGGGGCUACAUUCUCAGCCCAGCAGCUGGCGGAGCUGCGCACGCGCAGCCAGGGACCAAAGCGGCAGCCGUCGACAGACAAGGAGAAGGCAAUGCAGCAGCUGUGGGCGCAGGUGCUCAACAUCGACGCAGACAGCAUCGGGCUGGACGACAGCUUCUUCCGCCUGGGCGGCGACUCGAUCACAGCCAUGCAGGUCUCUUCGACCGCGCGGUCGCUCCAAAUCUCAGUCACUACAGCCGAUAUCCUCGAACAGAAAACCAUUUCCCGUUUGGCUCACCGCAUGUCGCGGAAUCACUUCUCUUCCAAUCUUGUGAUGGAAGACCCAGUGAACAGGCACUUUAGUCUGACGCCGAUUCAGGAGCUAUAUCUCCGGCUCGAGAGCACUGGCAGCGCUUGCUUUGACCAGAGCUUUUUCCUAGAGCUCAGCAGCUUGACAAACCUCGAAUCGCUGCGCGCAGCGUUCAAAACCCUUGUUCGACGGCAUUCCAUGCUCCGAGCUUUGUUCAGCCAGACGGCUGGAGCUCAUUCUUUUGCUAUUGCCUUCUCCGACCGAGCUCCGCCCACCAUCUUUAACGAGAGCCACGGCCGCGAGCCUUGGGAUGCCGGCAUUGAUCUCUCUCGCACUGUGGGAUGGUUCACGAGCAUGCUCCCCAUUCAGGUGCCGAGUCACACCAGAGGCGACCUGCUUGAGGUCAUCCGGCACACCAAAGAUGGCAUGCGCAAGUUCCCUGACAACGGCCGAUCCUAUUUUGCCUCGCGGUUUGCCGAUGCUGACACUUCGGAUGUGUUCGCGUCCAUGUUCCCUGUGGAAGUAAUAUUCAAUUAUCAAGGCGUGUACCAGCAGCUCGAGCGCACAGACUCGCUGUUCAAAACCCUGCCAGCUCCGGACGGAUGUGAGCCAGCAUCGAUGUUAGAGGCCCCGAGGUUCGCUUUGUUCGACGUAUCUGCGGUUGUCGAAAAGGGGCGCAUGCACGUGACUGUUACAAGCGACAGCAAAGCGAAGCGCCAGCAGCAAGUAGCCAACUGGAUCGAGCGCUACGAGAUGGCCCUGGUUGAGAUGGCGACUCUCCUGCAGAAGAAGCAUAAGCAAUGGACGCUGAGCGACCUGCCACUCGCGUUCAAAACCUACGAAGAUCUGGACAGCUUCCAGAACGAUACACUUGCAGAGCUUGGCGUCCAACCUGAAGAGGUCGAGGACGUCUUUCCGUGUCUGCCCAUGCAGGAGGGGAUCCUCAUCAGCCAGAGCAGAGAUCCAGAUGCAUAUCGGGUAUCGUCUAUCUUUGAAGUCAUACCGACGCAGCAAAACCAGGUCAAUUGCACUCGGCUGCAGCAAGCUUGGGAGGCUGUGGAGGAGACGCAUGCUUACUGGGCAAGGUACCUUGAUGGCGUCGAGCCAUGCUUUUUCUCUUCGAUGGCAGAGCCUCAAGAUAGCGACUAUACAAACAGCCUGCCGCAUCAGAACAUCUCUCUCGCGAGCGUGCACAGCAUGCUUGGGCUGGGGGCGAACGCUUUGUUCAACACAAUCCUAUCGCUUCAACGGAUCGAUGACACAAUGGCUGUUAACGAUUCUGAGAUUGAUUUCCGCGGUCAGAGCGGAUCGGAUCCGACUGAGUAUGCUAUUAGCAUAGGGGCUGGAUACAAUCGCUCUGUGAUGGAGAUCGAAAUCCAUUAUCAGACCCGCUGCAUUGACGAUGCCCAAGCCGCCAAUCUUGCAGAGAGCUUGAGCCAAGCGAUCUAUGGCAUCAUCACAAAAACGACAUCCACGAUAGGCGACCUACAGAUCCUCUCAAAGAGACAGCAGCAACAGCUGUGGAAGUGGAAUGGAGAGGUUCCUCCUCUCCAAGCAAGCUACAUUCAUGAGCUUGUAUCAAAGCAAGCAAAGGAUUGGCCAGAGUUAUGCGCUAUCUGCGGAUGGGACGGUCAACUUACGUACAGGGAGCUCGACCAGCUAUCCACGCAACUUUCUGUUCAUCUGAGAGGAGCUGGGCCUAGAGACCCAAAACAGCGAUACGGUCUUGACGGGAGGAUCGGUCCGCUCAAGCGCCUAUGUUAUGUUCACGUCAGGCAGUACCGGUGA